Messenger RNA from Folsomia candida, 1901 nucleotides. Its product is annotated as protein FAM98A. The record is from RefSeq and is a predicted model, not a curated record. Lineage: Eukaryota; Metazoa; Arthropoda; Collembola; Entomobryomorpha; Isotomidae. The coding region runs from base 159 to 1607 and encodes 482 amino acids. The transcript has 4 exons. Gene Ontology annotation, cellular component: tRNA-splicing ligase complex.
GUGAAAACUGGAGUAAGCUGAUCGUCUCGAUUUACACAUUGCUCAUGUCUGACGCCGGCACGGGAAUAUAAUAAACAACACGAGUUUCAUUCGGGUGAGAAAAAAUAUUACAUAGGUGAAUCCCUGCGGAAUCCAGAGUAUACAGGUACGAGGAUAAAAUGGAAAUCAAUAUAACCAGCGCAAUAGAAGACCUACGCGUCCCCUCGACCCAUUUUAACUACCAAAAUGGUAGAAAUAUAGAUGACGACAUUAGUUGUCCCCCAGCAAAGAAAGUGCCCCCAUUUCUAUCGGACUGGACGCACUAUUCCACUCUUAUCUCAUGGAUCGCUCUUGAACUAAAAACCCUCUGUCCCGAAGUGGACGAAGAUGUCACUCCACCAAAAACAACGUCACCCGAUGACCUUACCUCCUUCAAAAUGGAGUUAAGCUCCCUUCUCAAAGAACUAGGAUUUCCAUACGUUUCCCUCCUUGAACCCCAACUUCCAGCCAGAUUUGAAUCUGCUCAUGAUCGCCAAAUACUCCUCAACUUUCUCCUUUCCGAACUUCAAGCGGCCAGGAUGAUCCAUGUACAAAAGGGAAAAUCUGGCGGAGGUGGAGACAUGCACGUCUCCCUCGAUGAAUCUCCGACAGCCAAAAUAUUGAAGGAAAUGAUGAUCGAGCUAGAUCUGGGGAAACCUCCCGCAGGAUCUACCCCAGGUUUGAUAUGGACCGGAAUUCUACAAAAGGUCAAGGCCCGUAAUCCUACCCUAGAGCCGCUCUUUACUGGGGCGCUCAGUGAUACGCAGUGGGUCAACUUGGACAAUUAUUUUAAAGAGUUAAAGUCUGAUUAUGGCAUGAGGAGAGAGAUGUUGCUGAAACGGCUGGACGUAACAGUGCAGUCCUUCCACUGGUCUGACAGGCUCAAAGGGGACAAGGAAGAAAAAUUAAAUGCCGAGUUUAGAAAGUUAAGACCAAAAAUGAAGGAAAAUCCGGCCGUAGAGCUGAGUCAUGUUCUGGCAGCGAGGAUUGAUUUACCAGUAGUGGAGAAAACGUCGUCGUCAUCGGUCAGAAAGAACACAAGAUCUGCAGUGAAUAGCGUUGUCAUCGGAAAGGUGCCAGAUCGUGGGGGACGACCCGAUGAGGUGGAGCCACCUCCACCAGAAAUGCCGAGUUGGCAGCAGAGACAAGGAGCACCUGCAGCUUCCUCAGGAUGGACUCAAAAUCCAAACCAAGGAGGUGGUGGUGGCCGAGGGGGAGCUAGGGGUGGUGGUGGUGGUAAUCGUGGAGGAGGUGGACGUGUACAAGGUGGUUGGGCACCUCGAGGAGGUGGGCAGGGUCAACAGUACCAACAUGGUGAUAAUUAUCAAUCUCAACAGCAACAACAACAGUUUCAUCAAGGAGGAGGUGGAUAUAACCAAGGGGGAGGAGGUGGGUAUAGCCAAGGGGGUGGAGGUGGAUAUAAUAAAGGUGGAGGAGGUUAUUAUCAACACGACAAUAGGGAUAAUUACGAUCAACAAAGGGGAGAUAAUUACCAAGAUCAAGGUUUUGGCCAUCGAGGAGGGCGAGGAGGAUAUCAAGAUAAUCGUGGUGGGCGGGGAGGUAGGGGGAGAGAUAACCGAAGAUAUUAAAUAUAAAGUCACUCACUCGGUAUAAUGAUUUAACCAAAUAAGCAUUUACUACCUCGUCUUAUUUUCUUACAUAACUAUUUUGUCAAGAAUCUCCAUGUUUAAACAAUUAUGCAGCGUCGUAUGAAAACCAGUGAACUCUAAUAUUAUAAAUUGGUGUUAGUAAUUAAUAUUUAAUCAAGCUCACAAAUUCAUUAAGUUAUUUAUAACACGUUGUUGUCUGAAUUGGUACGUAUAUUUUUUAAUAAUUACUAAAAACAAUAAAGAAAGCUAAUAAAGUGAUAGAAAAUUAUUGAU